Dentiscutata heterogama is the source of this 139-nucleotide messenger RNA. NCBI's taxonomy places the organism in Eukaryota, Fungi, Glomeromycota, Glomeromycetes, Diversisporales, Gigasporaceae. The record is from the annotation of a GenBank genome assembly.
AAAUAAAACUGGCGUUUCAAUCUCUACAACAUCAACAAUAUUUGAGGUGACAAUUAAGAAACAUAAAACAAACCUUGACAGUGCAAAAAUAUAUCUCAAGGUUCAGAAACAUUCUUGGACAAGUGAAAAAAAUGGAUGA